This is a messenger RNA of Erigeron canadensis, 878 nucleotides long. RefSeq lists its product as uncharacterized. The record is from RefSeq and is a predicted model, not a curated record. The transcript is spliced from 2 exons. NCBI's taxonomy places the organism in Eukaryota, Viridiplantae, Streptophyta, Magnoliopsida, Asterales, Asteraceae. Bases 327 to 767 code for a protein of 146 amino acids.
UGGUGAUGAUUCACCUUAUAUCUAUCAGGUAAAAGAAAUUGUUAUUAUAUUACUUGAUAUAUUUAAUCGUUAACAUCAAGAAACUGACGCGUUUUUUUAUUGGUAGCCUAUGUCAAUGGACUUUUUUCGAAGUUAUAUUGACGAAACCUUGGAAGAAUUUUGUUUUCUUGUUGGUGGAACGAAUUAUAUUUCAGAUAUUUCGUAUUCAAAAGAUGAAACUCUAGAGGUUAAUGUUGGCUUUCCAGUGUGGGGUGAGGUUUGGGAAAUAUUAUGCCACGAUUACGAUUUCAAGAAAGGUCAUGUCAUGAUUAUAUGGAAUAUUGAGGAUGAUUUUGUUUGGAGGAAGAAUGUUCCAUAGUCGUACGAACAACACAUAUGGUAUAUCAAAUGGAUGGGCUGGGUAUAUAAAUGAUGGGUACGAUGCCAUAGCGGUUGACCAUGAUGUGUUUGAUGCUGUUAUCACAAAUAUUGGAAUGAUGGAGUGUUUGAUUAUACCAGAAGUGUUUAUGAUGCGUCACGGUAUUAGAGGUCAUGUAGCUGCUAAAUUACGUUACCAAGGACGGACUUACAAGAUGAAGAUAAAGAUGUGCCAUAAUAAGUAUUAUGGUAUCUUUGGUGAUUGGUGUGAGUUUAUCAAUGAGAAUGGGCUUGUGAUGUUUCCGGUGAUAGAAGGUGGUGUUGAAGUAAUGAAAACAGUUAAACUGAUGUUCCGCCUACAUACAAAGACAAUAAGGCAUGAGUAUGCAUUAGUAUUUGAUGUUUAUUAGGUUUAAAGCAUGUUUUAGAUUAUGAUAUUAUAAAGUCUGGUUAGAGACAAUGACGAUCAUGUGAAACUGUCUUUUAAUUAGUAUUAAUAAAGUUUUUGUGAUUUUUAUAAA